AUGGACACUACUAGCAUUAGCAAGAAGAGUAAACAUGGCUUCACUACAACUGCCGAAGAGUACUACUCAGAAGAGGGAGACCAGUCCACAUUACCAAUCGCUGCCACUCCAUCAGUUGGACGAUCAAAGAAGAAGAAUACAUAUAGAUUUAAAUCAUUUAGCGAACAGAUAUCAAGUAUCGAUAUAAAUAUAUUCAAUAAGGUUGGAGAUGUUGUUAUUGAGUUGGAGGAGGAUGAGGAACAGAGUGACUCGUAUUUUCACAAGACGAUGGUGGCAUGGCGCGAGCUCAACUUGACGAUGCAUUUUGAGCAGUUUCAAAUCGAGUUGAGGAAGUGUCCAGUGACGCUGGCCGAAGUGCUGCUGCACAAGGAGCAUCUGGUCGAUGUGAUCACUAGACAUAUGGCCAUUGCCGGUACCAUGGCACUCCAGCCACUGCUCGGUCUGCUGACGGCUUUGUCACGCGAUCUCCGCUCCGAGUUCUUUGAGCACUUCUAUGCUCCCGUGCUCCAAACCAUGAUCACAAUGCUGCAACGUCCUCAACCGACACCAGAGGUCAUCAGUGAGUUGUUCACAUCACUAUGCUACCUCUUCAAGUUCCUCGAGCGUCAAAUAUGCAAGGACUUUAUCCGCUUCUAUGACAUAUACUCAGAGUUGUUUAGACUUAGGAAGAAAUACCUUAGGAGGUUCGCUGCAGAGUCGAUGGCAUUCCUUCUGCGAAAGAUACAAUAUGAGCAGCUGCAGCAGUCGUUGACGGCGAUGUUCCAGCGUGCAGAGACUCACUACAGCUCGAAUGAGUAUUGCGACGCAUUCUCAUACCUGCUGUUCCAAUCGAUCAAGGGUGUCAAGGGCAAGUUCCACUCGAGAGCCGAGCACACUCUGCCGCUGACCUUCCGCGCAGUCGACGCUAGUCGCGAGUCAGCCGUCGUUGCCGCACACCGCAUACUAGUGCCAUUCUUCCAACUCAUACUAAGACAUGCAGUUAACGAGGGCGAUAACAUGGAUGCGAUCUGGGCGACACUCAUUGGCGAGUCCGACUUCCUGGCCAAACAACUCGAGGCCAAACAAUGGCCCGCAUUCAUCUCCAAGCAGUACAAGACAUUCUUUACAAUCAUCCAGUCGUUCAUCAAGUUUAGGCGUGGAGCUAACAUCAAGGACUACGGCGAUGUAAUCAACAUACUUGGCCGCGUACUUAAUACCAAGACAUACAAGAGCAUUAUUGCCAAGCAGUCGUUUGAUAUUGAGGCCAUCACUUUGACAAUGUCUAGCUUGCUGCCUCAUACAUACUUUGCGCGAUUCAAGGAGCAGAGGGACGCUUUCACAACGCUGGUCGACGUGCUCUUUGCCCUGUCGGACCAAUCGUCGCAGUCCAACAUCAUCUCGUUCUGUCUGUCGAUGGAGCGUCACCAGCUGUUCGAGUCAUUCAUCAUCACUCGUCUGCUAAAGUACGUCGAGCGCAACAUGGAGAAGCUGGACUGGGAGCAAGUACUCUCGUUCCUCGUACGCCUGGUGGCCCUUGAUCCGACCAGCCAGGAUGGCCUGCACCCCAUCCGCGAGUACCCCACGCUCAAGUCCACGCCACAGUUGUCUGCCAAGGUCAAGAGUGUCCUUGGCUCGGCCGACGUCGACAACUCAAUGCUUUGGGCAUGUCUGGUGCUGGCCGUAUCGCUCGAGUUCCAAGACGCCACAAUCUUGGCCACCCUGGAGAAGGUGUUUGAGCGUGUGAGCGCGGCACACAACAAGGCCGCUGUCGGAGGCAAGACCGCCAUUGACGAGACCACCUAUCUCGUAGGCCAAUGUUUGAUCACCCGAGUGAUCCUGACCUCCCGUCUCGCACCCAAGACACUCAUCUCACUCAGUCCCGUGGUGUUUGCCCUGCUCGAGAAGCUGCCAAACAACUACCACGUACUCAACGCUUCGGCCAUCUAUCUGGAGACGCUUCUUGAGAAGGGAUCCGCAUCCACAACCAUUCAAAAAUCAUCAUCAUCAGUAGCCGGCAGCAAGAAGAAGGCUUCCGCCGCAGCACCAACAGCAUCAGCCACAGCAACAGCCACAGCCACAAUCACACCAUUGGUAUCAUAUGACCAAUUCCUCAAGUUAUUGCCAUUGUUUAGCAAUAACCUUUCGCAUCAAUCGACGUCCAUUCGAAGGACGACGGUAUCAAUGUUGGUCGGCCUCCACAAGGCCACACAGGCAUCAUCCGAAAGUGAUGUCGACAUUCAAAGAAUGCUCCAGUACAUGUUGGAGAUUGAGACAACUCAGUAUCAUACUAUAGAGGGACGCGAUGUAGUGUCCAAGAUGGACGCGUUGACAGUGCUGCACACAUCGGGCAAGACCAAUGUGCUGAGCCAACACUUUUACAACUACUUGCUCGGUGGUUACUACAUCCGUUACACACCACUUUGGACUGCCAUCCAGAAUGCCAUCGUCCAAGUGUGCAAGUCCCAGGACAAGGUCAAGGUGUUCUACCCGCUGCUCUACCAGCGUCUCCAGGACGUCAAUCAACAGCUUCAAGAGAUGAAGUGCGCCACACCCAUGGACAUCGACACACCAGGCAAUCAUGCUCAUGAAUAUGAGCUCACUGGCGAGGAGUUGAAUGAGGAGGAUGUUGACACAGUUGAGGACACACAUGAGGUAGAGGACGAGCAGGACGACGAGGAAGAGGCACAGGACGAGGAGGACGACGACACAUUCCACUUGGACCUCUCGAGCUUGAAGACCACUGUGGUGUACGGCGAGGUGCAGCAGUUGGCCAAGGGCACGUUCAACGCAGACUUGGGUGUGCGCAAUAUUAUUCGAUCAUCAACAGACCUCUCAUCAUACAACGAGCUGAUCUGGAAGACUUAUGCUCGUCUGGGCCAUUUGAUCGAGCAUUACAGCAAGGAGAUCAUUGUCCAGUUCCUCGAGUUCAUCGCCAUCGACUAUCACAGGUUCUCGGCGGUCUUUGCCCGCCCGUUCGACGCAUCUCUCGGUGCGCUGACCGACUCAACGCGUGCCCAGCUCAUCUUUGCCAAGUUCGAAGCAAACAAGCUGCUAACCUACUUCCUCGAGUUCUUUGCUCAGCUCAAGAAGCCCGCGCAGAUGCAUCGCGCACCUAUGAUGGCCGCAAUCUUUGUGCGCACGCUCGAGAUUGAGGACUCCAAGAUUCAGUUGGCCGGUCUCGCCUGCAUGUUGUUGUCGCGAAUUGAGCUGCAACCAUACCGCAAGAACUUUGAGCGAUUGAUCAAUGACAAGACGAUGCGCGAGGAGAUGGUCAACUUUGUGAUCUCGGCAUCGUCGCCAUCAUGUAGCGUGCCAGCUGACAAUCGCGCCAGUAUCGUAGAGCUCAUCAUCAAGAUCCUGCUGUCCAAGCUUAACAAGAAGGCCAGCGGCAACCGCACCACCAUCGACGCACAGCGCACCACAAUCUUUGCCUAUCUCUCGGGUCUCCAAUCAGCCGAGAUCACGCCCAUUUGGCAGCGUGUCUCCUCCGCCUUCUCCAAGUUCCUUCAGAUGCUACCCGUCAAGAAGGGCAGUUCCAGCGCGCUGCUCACGUCCAUCAACCAGUACACACCCGCGCUUCUCGAUGCGCUGCCACAGACCGACUCACAGGUGAACUUCCUCAAUGUGGUGCACCCGUUCAUCAGACAGAUGGGCACUCUGUUGCUGGGCGCCAAUCUGGACGCAAUCAUGCAUAUCUUGUUGGCCAUCGCCAUCAAGUCAUGCCAAUCAAUGGGCAACAAGGGAUACGCCAGCGCCAAGGCCAACGAACUUCGCUCAAUCUCAUUCAAGCGCAUCUCUGGAAUCAUCGAGCAGUUCAGUGGCGUUGAUCACAACACACACCUGAAGGUACUGUUCCAGGUGUUUGCCCAGAUGUGGCCUGCGAUCCAGGCACAUGGCAUCUCGUUGGGCAUGAAGCAGGUGAUGCUGAUUGUGUCCAAGAACCCACUCCUGGUCCAUCACCUCGCGACCGACCCCACGCUGCUACCCAAGCUCAUCUCCUUUGUCACAUUCCAGCCAAUGCAAUCCGAUGUGAUGAUGCUGAUUGAGAACUUGCUGCUGGGCGCCGAUGAGCACGAGCAGUACAUGGCCGUGCUGCAGCCCCUGGUCACGCCCAUCAUCACCUCGGUCAAGGCCGUGCUGUACAAGAAGCAAGGCGCAUCACUCCAUUCAAUCUCGCGUCGUCAACUUGUCGUCCUGGCUGAGGUCUCCAAGUAUGCUCGUGCCGGCGACCAAUCUGCCGAGCUACUCGAGCUGCUGCUGCCUUUCUUCACCGCCGGCUCGUCCACGGUCACCAAGCUCAAGAGCGACCCGGGUCUUGUGAUGUCCAUCCUCACAAUCUUUAGGAACUUGGUCGAGCACAUUUCCGACCCCGCCAGCCACGUGCCCGCGCUCUCUUCACUCUUUGCCAGCUUUGUGACUCGCGAGACCCGUGAGCUGCUGUGCCAGAUCUUCACGGGUAUUGGCCGCAAGGUGCCAUCCAUUGGCAAGAUCGCCACACUCCUGGCCGACCUCAAUGCAUUCAAGCAGGACACCGUGCGUUUGGAUGCUUACGAGUUUGAGCCGCGUCUCAAGGCUUUCGAGAAGCUCACACCAUUGCUUGGUCAGUACGAUCAGAUUCAGUUGGCGCCAAUCCUCAACAAUAUGAUGUUCUACCUCUUGGACGCAGACUACUCGAUCCGCGGAUGUGCCGCCAACGCCUUCUCCAAGCUCAUAGCGGCGAUGUCAUCGUACAGCCCCGAGCAGCUGGACUGGACCUGCCGCCUUCUCCACGAGAUCUUUGUCCCAGCAGUCAAGCGCAACCUCAUGGAGCCUGGCGAUGCCAGGACUGAGAUGCUCAACCUCUUCAACAAGCUGGCGGCCAAGUUCCCACUUCACUUCUUUGGCGACGUCGAAUGUUUGAUGGGCGACAAGGGAUUCCUUGCACUCUACACCAAUAUCCAGUCGUCCAAGCGCAGGUCUUCGUUCACAAUCCUGCGUCAGAAUAUCCAGGAGCACAAGGACACGAUGAAGGCACCAUCCAUCACUCAGUUGAUCCUGCCCCUUUGUCUGGCCGCCAUUCUCGAGACUUCAAACAAGGAGACUGCCUACCUAGGUGAGAUUGCCAAGGCCAUUGGUGAGAUGGCAGCCAUCUUAGAGUGGCGCCCAUACUACCAGAUGGUGCGCACGCUACAUCGCACCAUGGCCAAGCAUCCCCUCAAGGGCAAGUUCAUGCUGCGUGCCCUGUGCGAGGUGUUGGACAAGUUCCACUUCUUCGUCAAUCAAACAGACAUUGCACCAGAGAUGGUCGAGUCAGUCAAGGGCAAGAAGGCCCAGAUCUCAUUCGUCCCUGCCGACAUGGAGGAGGACACGACUCGCGAGUUGGAUGACGACGAGGCUGCCGUGGCCUCUGCAGCCGCCGCCUCAACAGACCCCAAGGACGCGCAAGAUGAUGAGGAAAACAAGGCGGACAGGUUACAGAUUCAGGCUUUGGACAUUGCCACGACCAAGAUGGUGGUGCAUGUAGCCCAGCGAGUCAAGGUGCGCAACGUCAGCGAGGAGAUACAUCAGGCGAUCAUUUACGUAUUGGUGCCAGAGUUGGAGAAGUUCUUGUUCUCCUCAAAGAAGAGAAAGGAUCCCAAUGCACCAGCCAAGCCAAUGGCAAUCGAUGGCAAGUCAAAGAGCAAGGACAAGGCGGACAGGGACACAAUGGUCGACAUCACCGUGGCCGUAGCCAUAUUCAAGCUGUACAAUCUGUUGCCAGAGGAGUCCACGCGCUCGCUCUACCCACCACUCAUUGGCAAGCUGGCCAACGAGCUCAAGAGCAAGGUGGUCGAGUCGCGUGAGAUGGCCCGUCAAACACUGGUCAAGGUACAGGGCAUCCUUGGCGUGCGCUACUUCCCCUUUAUGCUGCACGACCUCAAGUUUGUGCUCAAGAGCGGUUACCAGAAGCAUGUGCUCGUGUUCACACUCCACGCGCUGCUGUUGCAGCUGGAGAAGGAUGGCGUGCAGCCCGGCGAGAUCGACAAGCAGGCACCACUGGUCAUGGACAUCAUCAUCGACUACCUCUUCCUGGACAUCACCAUUCCCAAGGACUCCCGAUUCCAAGACUCGUUCAUGGAGGCACGCCAACCACGUGUGCUCAGCGCGCUCAAGGUGUUGGUCAAGCUGAUCACAUCGACCAGCAUCACCAAGGUUGUGUUGCAGCCUAUUGAGGACGUGCUCCAAGAUUCAACCUCGCCCAAGCUAGUAUCCAACGUGAGCAAGAUGCUCAAGAAGAUCGCCAAGGCAGUGUUGCGCAACAAGUCAUCAACUGAUCGCGACCUCCUCAUCCUGUGCUUCAACAUGUUCAAGCGUGGCACUCAUCGUCGCGACGACGUGCCAGAGAACAAGCGCAACCCCAACCUCAAGCCCACGUACGAGGAGACGUUCACAAUCCAGGCCGACCCCAGGAAGGCCAAGGCCGAGCGCGUCAAGAGUCUCAGCUACAACUCAUUCGUCUACACUGACUUUGCCCUGCAGCUCAUGUUCAACGUGAUGAGCAAGUCUGACACGGAGGUGCGUCCACUCAUCCCCAUGCUGGACCCACUCGUGCCCAGUCUGAUCGCCACACUCAAUGACAAGCAUCCAAAGAUCGCCUUCCACUCGAUCAAGUGUUUAAACAGACUUCUCCACCUCGAGCUGCCCUCGCUGCGUCCACAACUUGCCAGCGUCACAGUGACCAUCCUCAAGCGUCUCCAACAAGACGCUGGCAAUGAGAAGGUCUCAUCCGUGUGCUACAGCACCAUCAUCCAGAUCAUCAAGGAUCCAGCCAACAAACUUCUCAACGAUGCUCAGCUCAAGGCCAUCCUCAUCCUCACCAAGCAGUACUUCACCGGCAACGAUAUGAAGCAGACGCGAGCCAUCAAGAUGCUCCAUGUGAUCAUUGAGAGGAAGGUGAUGCUACAAGAGGUGUACGAACUGAUUGACCUGUCCAGCAACAUGUUGAUCAGGACACAGAAGAAUUUUAUCAAGAAGGCCCUGUCUGAUCUGAUGAUAGACUUCCUGUUGCAUUAUCCAAUGGGCGAACAACGUUUGAAGCAGCACUUGACGUUCUUCAUCAAGAACAUGGCGUACGAGGCAGAAGAAGGCCGUUUGGCCGUGCUCAAGAUGCUCGUUAGGAUAGUCGAUCAGUUCCCACAAGAAGUGCUCAACACCUAUGCCCAGCUCCUAUUCGUCCCAUUGAUCGCACGUCUAGCCAACGACACAUCACUUCCAUGUCGCCAAGAAGUUGGCAACGUGCUGUUGAUGCUGCUCAAGGGUGUGUCCAACCAAGUGUCCAAGAAGCUGAUCGAGCUCACAUUGGCAUGGUUUGGCAAGGGAGACAAUGUGCCAAUGUCAAAGACAGCGGCUCAAGUCCUAGGCCUGGCCUCAGAGGCUAUUACCAACUUCCAUACAUUCUUUGAUCAAGUAAUGCCCCUUGCAAUCGGACAUCUCAAGCAAGGUUUGGAGCAACUUAGACGCCUCGAACAGACAUCACAGAUAUUCGAGGAGAUUGGUGGAGACGACGAGGCGACCAAGUCAUCCAGCGCACUCACUGGCUGGGCACUGUACUACAAUAUCAUGUUGAUGGUUGAGAAGAUGUUCCCUGUUCACGCUGCCGCCAUGAAUGCGAGCGACAAGUUUGUUCUUUUCUGGCCCGUGGCCAUCGAGUACCUCAACUACCCUCAUGUCUGGGUUAGAACAUCAGUCACCAGACUGUUUGGCCAAUACUUCAACACACAGAAGUUGGACGGUGUCAAGGACAUUGUACAGGGCACGUCACAGAAGAAACAGAAGCAGACGGUCCAGACCACGAUCUUCAACCCAACCACAUUGUUCCAGAUCACCAAGAAGACCUGUUCGCUACUGAACAGCAGGUUCCUGACCGAUGACCUAGGUCUCCAGGUGACCAAGAACCUCCUCUACCUCUCAAACGUCUUCUUCAAGUGCCAAAGUAUCAGGCCCAUGGAGGAUGCUGAGGAGGAUAUCCAAGACAUUGCAGAGGAGAAUGGCGAGGCCAUUGUCAACGGUGAUGGUGAUGAAGGUGAAGAGCAAGAUGACAAUGUUUGGGGAUUCAACGGCGACACAGAGAUGGAGGAGAGCAGUAAUACCAAUGGCAAGACCACUAGCUCAACCCCGACAAAGACCAAGUCAACAGAGACCCAACAACAGGGCGAGGAGUAUCCAAUGCUCCUGUGGAUGUUCAAGAGACUGUCGUACAUGGCAUCCAAAUUUGGUACAAUGCGUAGGAAGUACGUAUUCAGAUGGGUCGGCGCAGUUGCCAACCAGCUGCCAGAGAAGUCCAUGUCACAGUACCUCAGCAUCGUCUUGUACCCACUGUACAAGUCAUCCGAAGCCAAGUACAACCCGACCAAGGAGCUCAAGGACCUUUCAAUGGAGGUGCUCAACAUGAUCAAAAAGAAGGUUGGUGCGCCAACAUUCUCCCUGGCAUUCCGCGAGAUUGAAGGUGCCAUCUUUAAGAAGCGUGCACUGAGGAAGCAGGAGGAGAAGCUAUUGGCGGUGUCCGAUCCAAAGGAGCAUGCCAUCAGGAAGGCUGAGAAGAGGAAGCAGCGUACCCAGUCCAAGAAACGCAAGCAAACAGACUACACAGAGAUCACUGAUGAUCAUUUGAUCAAGAUGUUACUACAGAAUGCAUUGAGCCUAGUACUGGUUGGAAUCAUUUGGGGCUGCACCAACCCUCUGAUCAAACGAGGCAGUGAAGGUGUAUCAGCCAUCAAGAAGGAAGGCGCCCUUCAUCAGUUCAUUGCAGAGUUCAUCUAUCUUUGGACAAAGCCAUCAUAUGUUAUACCAAUGCUCACCAACCUGAGUGGGUCUGUAGUCUUCUUCUAUACACUCAGCCAAGCAGACAUAUCACUGGUUGUACCCAUCUCAAACUCAUUGACAUUCCUAUUCACUGCACUGAUGGGUAUGAUGCUGGGCGAGAAGACACUUGGAAUGAAAUCAUACAUAGGGAUGCUAUUCAUCCUGAUAGGUGUAUCAAUAUGUGUACUUAGUAAAUGA
Messenger RNA from Acytostelium subglobosum LB1, 8997 nucleotides. RefSeq lists its product as hypothetical. NCBI's taxonomy places the organism in Eukaryota, Evosea, Eumycetozoa, Acytosteliales, Acytosteliaceae. The coding region runs from base 1 to 8997 and encodes 2998 amino acids. Gene Ontology annotation, cellular component: nucleolus; small-subunit processome; 90S preribosome. The record is from RefSeq and is a predicted model, not a curated record. The transcript has 10 exons.